AUGAACGUCGUCAAGUUGCUGGCCAUAGUCAUAGUGACCGUGGCCGUGACGCUGCUGUGCAUCCGGUCCGGUCAGGCGAUGGCCAAAACACCGGUUGCGGUUCCGGUGCACGGCGUUUACCACACGCCCAAACCGUUGACCACCACCGUCGCCGCCCUGGAAGCCGUCACCGAGCCGACGCCGAACGCGACCGCUUCUGUCAACGGGACGGACACCGAACGCGCGGUCCAGCCGGUUCAGGCCACUAGCCGGUCUCUGGACGGCGGCGGCCCGGUCGGACACCACGCGCCUAGAAUGGCAGGGGCCACGCCGGUUGUCGUCCGGGGCAAGUUCAUCACGAGACAAGAGCAGCGCUCGGCCAACCAUCCGCUGAACGGCCUGAUCGCCCGCGACGACGUCGACGACACCGAAGAGGACGACACCGACGACAGCACCCAACACCGGGCCAACAUAAUCGUGGACGCGGGAGUGUACAACGUAAACAGGUACGCACUCUAUGAUGUUAUUAGGCGGGUGCGCCUCGUAAUAUCAAAACAUGUCGGGUGUGUUUUAAAAAUAAAUGGCCCAUAACAUUUAAAUAACGAACCCGAAUAAAUAUAAAUAUAGGUGUUUAAUUACCCGCAGCCGAACAGCACAAAUAAUCUAUAAACCCGUAGAUUUCCGGAUACUUUUUGUAAACGAACGUGAUCAACAGAAUAGUAUGCCCCAUUAUGUCCGGUGCCCGUGAUGAUUUGGUGGACAGCCCGUUUUACUUUUGUGUACUAUUGUGUUCAACUAGAACAAUUGUUGUUCGGACUGCGUUGAAACAUGAUAUGUAUACGUACACAAACGCACAGCAAUGUUAACUGCUCGUACUCGUAUAACAUUGCAAUCAUAUCGGUGAAAAUCAUAAUCGAAAGAAAAAAAAAAAAUCGAGCGUCUAUUCGUAAUAAUAAUUUACGGCCAAAAUAACAUACAUCUAUAGGCGAAAAAAAAGAACGGUGUCAAAAUAAUUCAAUUGUUGUACGAGUACGUAGGUUCAUUUUGGAAGACGCGGGCCGCGAUAAGAUAGAGAUUUCUUAAAUUUCAAAAAAAAGUCCGCUGGUCCUGAAAACGUAAUUUUGUUUAAUAUUGAACAGUGCAGUCGUUUUGUCGGCGCAAUAAUAGUAACAUGGCGAUUAUAGGUAACACUUUCCCGGCUUCCGUGUGCGUCUAUCCCACUUAACUACCCGACCUUCCGUGUCGCAAUAACCGAUUGCGUGCCUAAUCCGUUUGAUCUGUCCGCAGGCCUUAUUACAGACAGGGGGACAGCAAAGACUACUCGACCAUUGACGCGGAUAUAUCAGUAGCGGAAGAAGACGGGUCGGCCAGUUAUCACAAUUCCUACGACUUGACGUACGGUACGGUGGGUGGCGGCUACAAGCCCGCGCCCGAGAGUCCCAGCGACUGGAACGCGGCUGGAAGGCCGGGGCACGGUUAUCCGGCGCCACCGGUGCCUCCGGGAGGUGGAAUGGGACAACCACCGUACGGUAUGGCCGCGCCGUACCCACCGAGCGGCCACGUCCCCGUGCCCGGAUACAAACCCAGAACCCCGUACAUUUAUCCGCCGUCCGGCAUGCAAUACCCGCACCCAGGUAUGGCGUUCCAACCAACCAGUAGCCCGGUGGGACAGUUCAACAUACACAGCCCGCUACAACACAUCCAGAUGAUCUACGAUAAGAUCGACUGGCAGAAACUCGGCAUACUGGCGUUGUUCAAAGUCGGCAUGGCCAAGCUGAAAGCGUUCAGCUUCCUCAAGAUAUUGUUCCUGUUGGUGUUCAAGCUCAAACUGUUUCUGAUUGCGAUGUUUUUCAAGUUUUUGCUCGUACUCAAACUGAUGAAGUUCUUCAAACUGCUCAUGAUACCGCUGGUGUUAAUGGCGGUGUUGCCGAUCAUGUCAUCGCUGGCCUCUCCCAUGCUGGUCGGCGGACUCCUCUCGAUCCCGUCCCGGAUAAUCGACUACCUGACCGGUCCGGUUUACGCUCCCGCGUCCGCCACUGCGGCCACUAAAUAUUCGUCGGCCGAUCCCACCAUACUACCGAGCAUCACGUCCGCCAAAAGCAGCAGCAGCGGCUCACCAUCUUCCACCAACCUGCAGAAACGCGUCGAUAUAGGUUUGGAGGACAGGCGCCGUUUGGAGACUCUGGAACUGUCCGACCCCACAUUCAAUAUUUUCCAAAAAGUUCUGGACUCGGAGAAAUGCUUAGAGAGAAUCGCGUGCAGAAUGGCUGUAGUGGAGAAGGCCGGUAUACUGCCGGCCUGGGUCAACUGGUGAGUAUGCAAUUUUUUUUUUCUUACUCGUGAACAUAUUUCAGAGACUCGACAAGUUAUACCGCUUUUUUUUAUCUAACUAAAUUCAUACAUUUAAAUUAUUGACAACGACCUAUACAAUUAUGAAAUGGAUAGGUUUUAAAACCAGCAACAUUUCUACAAAUAUUGAAAAAUACUCAGUUAUACUGGAGAUGUGUGGAUUUUAAUCGGGUAAAUAAGAGUGAUAUUACAGAUAUUACGAAGGAAAUGAAAUACAUUUUAACAAGAUUUUAGCGAGUGGGAAGGAGAACAUAUAAAUAUGUGACAAGUCACAUAAAAUAUCGUUACGAUGAUGGGUGUAGUAAAAAAAAAAUUGACGAGCUGAGCUCUUAAAAACGGAUGAUUAUGAAGCCUAAUAAUAUUAUCUAGUGUUUAAAUAAAUUCAGGAGUUCUAAAAGUUGUUAUUGCUGGACAAAAUUUAAGAAUGGAGAUGAUUAAGAUGGCUAAAUGGUCUUAAUAAUGAUUUAUAAGGUGACGGCGAUGACGAGGAUGAUGGCAAAUAGAUGCAAAGCAAUCAAACUACGAGAUUUAUUAAAACAUAUAUAUAUAUAAUAACUUGUUAUGUGUCUUUAUUUGAACAUACCUGAGAUAAUAAUGGUUUGUUCUAUUUCAGGGUGUUACACCGAGUGUCGAAAUUGAUUCCAAACGAAAAACUAGAAUCGUACAUCAGAACUUACGACAACGUUAGUGACGAAAUUUAUCGAAAAUCAGAGGCUCCGGACAAUUGGGAAACGUGGUGUUUCGAACGAUACGACUGCGACACCGCUGACGUAAGGAACGCGUCUGAUACAAAUAUAUGA
Cinara cedri is the source of this 3128-nucleotide messenger RNA. The record is from the annotation of a GenBank genome assembly. Lineage: Eukaryota; Metazoa; Arthropoda; Insecta; Hemiptera; Aphididae.